Messenger RNA from Herpailurus yagouaroundi (jaguarundi), 1559 nucleotides. RefSeq names its product cytosolic arginine sensor for mTORC1 subunit 1 (gene CASTOR1). Gene Ontology annotation, molecular function: arginine binding. The transcript is spliced from 9 exons. Bases 95 to 1087 code for a protein of 330 amino acids. Lineage: Eukaryota; Metazoa; Chordata; Mammalia; Carnivora; Felidae. Gene Ontology annotation, biological process: negative regulation of TORC1 signaling. The record is from RefSeq and is a predicted model, not a curated record.
GGCUCCUUUAAGCCCCCGGCACCGCCCCCACCGCCCCGCCCCCCGCGGCGGUCUGGGUCUGGUUGGCGACCCGGUCGGGUCCGCGCGGACCGUGAUGGAGCUGCACAUCCUAGAGCACCGGGUGCGGGUGCUGAGCCUCGCCCGCCCAGGUCUCUGGCUCUACACCCACCCGCUCAUCAAGCUACUCUUCCUACCCCGCCGCAGCCGGUGCAAGUUCUUCAGCCUGACGGAGACCCCCGAGGAUUACACGCUCAUGGUGGACGAGGAGGGCUUCAAAGAACUACCCCCAUCUGAGUUCCUUCAAGUGGCUGAGGCCACAUGGCUGGUGCUGAACGUGUCAUCCCACAGUGGUGCAGCAGUGCAGGCUGCUGGGGUCACCAAAAUCGCGCGCUCAGUCAUUGCACCACUGGCCGAGCACCAUGUGUCUGUGCUGAUGCUGUCUACUUACCAGACGGACUUCAUCCUGGUGCGGGAACAGGACCUGUCUGUGGUGAUCCACACACUAUCCCAGGAGUUCAACAUUUACCGAGAAGUGGGCGGGGAGCCUGUGCCUGUUGCCAGGGAUGAUUCCAGCAAUGGCUUUCCCCGUUCUCAGCAUGCAGGACCCAGCCCCACUGUGCAUCCCAUCCAGAGCCCACAGAACCGCUUCUGUGUCCUUACGCUGGACCCUGAGACACUGCCAGCCAUUGCUACCACCCUCAUCGAUGUUCUCUUCUACUCAUACAGUGCCCCCAAGGAGGCAGCCUCUGGUGGUCCUGGACCCAGCUCUAUUACAUUCUUUGCCUUCUCCCUCAUCGAGGGCUACAUCUCCAUCGUCAUGGAUGCUGAGACACAGAAAAAGUUCCCCAGUGACCUCCUGCUGACCAGCUCCUCGGGGGAGCUGUGGAGGAUGGUGCGCAUCGGUGGACAGCCCCUGGGCUUUGAUGAGUGUGGAAUCGUGGCUCAGAUCGCAGGCCCCCUGGCUGCGGCCGACAUCUCUGCCUACUACAUCAGCACCUUCAACUUUGACCAUGCCCUGGUGCCUGAGGAUGGCAUCGGCAGCGCCAUUGAGGUCCUCCAACGACGGCAGGACGGCCAGGGCUCCUGAGGCCUCCAUGCUGUCCCCUCACCCCAGGCUUCCAGAGACUUCUCUAAGCUAUUUCCUCAAGCUCUGGGAUGAGUCCUCCCCACCCCCAUUCCUGCUGGGGGACCCCUCCUUCUGCUCUCUGUAUGUAAGCUGCGUGCAGGCACCGGCUCUCACGUGGACACGCGUGUCUGCCCACGCAGGGGAACACGGUGCUCUGGGCUUCCUCCAGGAAGCCCUCACCCCUCACUCCCUGCUCGGCCUCAGUGUUUGCACAUUCCCUGCCUGAGGCCCAAGACAUCCCCCCUCUCAGUGCCCUGAGCCAGCUGCUCCCUUGGACAGGGCCCUGGUCUCCAUUCUGCUUCUGGCUGGGUCACCUUCCCUGGCCAGGUGAGUUCUGACAGUGCCUGCCCCUCCCGGGGCCUCCAAGAAAAGUAUUUUUACAUCUUUCUCCCUUUUUUAUUGACUUAUUAAUAAAGGCUUAUAGUUAUAAAGG